AUGCGCUUCAUCCCCUUCCAUUUCACCAAGCUCGAUGAUUUCCUGGUGAAUGUCGUGGGGCCCUUCCAAGCGAGCCCGGACUACCUCCUUCUCACCAUCAUCGACAAGCUCAAGCUCGAGCAGGGGGCGGAGGAAAAAGAUUGCAUCGCCGGCGUGAUUGGGUACCUCGGGAUGUCGACAAUGAGGAGAUCUGUGGAGCUGGGGCCGGUGAUCGUAUUGCCUGAGUACCAGCGCACGCAUGUGUCGACGCACGCUAUCGGGGCAGCGAUGCGGUAUAUCCUGGAGGUCCCUGCGCAAGGCGGGCUGGGCUGGAGGCGCGUGCAGUGGACGGCGAAUACGAGCAACGCAGCGUCAGUGCGGAGUGCGGAGAGAAUGGGGAUGAAGGUCGAGGCGGCGGCGAUGCGAUGGAGUUUUUGUCUGCAGGAGGAGAAGGAGGGGAUCGUCGUCCCGGCUGAGAGGGGCGGCGGGAAGGGGCGGCAUAGUACGCUGCUCGCCGUCUGCUGGGAUGACUGGGAGAACGGAGUUCGAGAUCAUCUCGAGCGCAACGAGGCUCCCAAACCCCACGAAUCACAUAAACCCGUCGGACGCGGAACGCCUCAACCCAUGCUCAUGGGAUGCCGCAUGAUGGCGGCGUCGUGGGCGUACCCUCCGUACAUCGUCGGUGUGGGGAUGUCUCCUGCGGGCCCAAGCCUGAUGCGCCAGCAACCACAGCAACAGCAGUACGCUUCUGGCCCGCCCAGGUCGGCGUUCAUCCUGGAGUGCCGGAUUUGGCAAAAAUUCACCAACACAUUCUCGGUUGCCAGCUGCUUGACACGUUACGCGCCAAUAUUCCGCGACUACGUCAAAGAGUUCCUCUUGACUUCUAUCGCCGACGGUAUCUCAUAUGUUGAACCUCGUAUCAACUUCCGUCAUAGAUUCAUGGACGAUGCCGACGGGAAUGAUUGUGUUCCUCAUCGUGAAUGGCUCGUCAUGUUUGAUGAAGUUCUGAAGGAGGUCAAAGAAGACCUGCAGAAGCAAGGUCGUGAAGAUGAAUUCAUCGGAGCCAAGAUCAUUAAUACAACCCUUCGUUUCAUUACGCCCGAGGAGCUGACGAGGUACACCGAAGAUUGUAUUGCAUUGAAGAAGGAAUUUCCCCACCUCAUUGCAGGAUUCGACCUGGUCGGAAAUGAGAACGAGUUGAAGCCUCUAAUUGAUUACCUCGAACCUCUGUUGCAAUUCAGAGAGAGGCAGAAGGAAAAGGGCGUUGAAACUCCCUUCCUAUUCCAUGCCGGCGAAACGUUUGGUGACGGCACUGAAGCUGAUAUGAAUAUGUACGACGCCAUCCUCCUGGGCACGAAGCGGAUUGGCCAUGGUAAGGCAUCCCAGAUUAAUGGAAAUCUGCCGAGAACGGGGAAUUGCUUUGGAAGUGUGUCCAAUAUCGUACGUGAUUUGCACUGUACUCCAGGAGAGCUCACGAACAAGACGAUUCCAGCAAUGAGAUUCUUGUUGGCCUUUGGAUUGAUAGUUCGCCGUAUCAAUGACGAACCAUUUGACGUCCCCUCUGUGCCGGGAAGUCGCGCAGUCACCAUCAAGUUCAUGAUCCCCAACUCUCGGAUGGGCUCGGUCAUUGGCAAGCAGCGGGCAGUGGAUUGA
Messenger RNA from Pleurotus ostreatus (oyster mushroom), 1632 nucleotides. RefSeq lists its product as uncharacterized. Gene Ontology annotation, molecular function: adenosine deaminase activity; acyltransferase activity, transferring groups other than amino-acyl groups. Bases 1 to 1632 code for a protein of 543 amino acids. Gene Ontology annotation, biological process: inosine biosynthetic process; adenosine catabolic process. The transcript has 10 exons. Lineage: Eukaryota; Fungi; Basidiomycota; Agaricomycetes; Agaricales; Pleurotaceae. The record is from RefSeq and is a predicted model, not a curated record.